Molecule: messenger RNA, 2586 nt
Organism: Myotis daubentonii (Daubenton's bat)
Lineage: Eukaryota; Metazoa; Chordata; Mammalia; Chiroptera; Vespertilionidae
Gene: IRX2
Product: iroquois homeobox 2
Biological process (GO): regulation of transcription by RNA polymerase II; cell development; neuron differentiation
Cellular component (GO): nucleus
Molecular function (GO): DNA-binding transcription factor activity, RNA polymerase II-specific; RNA polymerase II cis-regulatory region sequence-specific DNA binding
Source: RefSeq, a predicted model, not a curated record
CAGCUCAGCGUUCCAAUGUCCCUCGGAAACUCGAGCGCUCCUUCCUCAACUCCUCACUCCCGACUUCAGAUUCCCCCAAACCCCGACCGCCGGCCUGGCGCGCGGCUGCGCCCACCGGCUCCGCGCUACCGCCGCCUCCGCCGCCGUCCCGCAGCUCCCCCGGCCUGUGGGCCCCGGCUAGUGCCCGGGCCGGCCUACCUCGGCCCGCGGCCCCCGCGCCCGCCGCCGCGCCGCGCCGCGCCCAGGCCGGGCGUGGAUGGAGGGCUCCGUGAGCCCUGCCCGCUGCUCGGCGUGACGCGGGCCCCGCGCCCACCAUGUCCUACCCGCAGGGCUACCUGUAUCAGGCGCCCGGCUCGCUGGCGCUUUACUCGUGCCCAGCGUACGGCGCGUCGGCACUGGCGGCGCCGCGCAGCGAGGAGCUGGCGCGCUCGGCGUCGGGCUCCGCGUUCAGCCCUUACCCGGGCUCGGCGGCCUUCACGGCGCAGGCGGCCACUGGCUUCGGCAGCCCGCUGCAGUACUCGGCCGACGCCGCCGCCGCCGCCGGCUUCCCGUCCUACAUGCGCGGCCCCACCGCGGGAGACUCACCGUGGGAAAGGCGGCCACGGGAGGGCCGAGGGGUUGCCUUUGGAGGUUGCCUGCCAGGUCCCCGCGUACCCCACUCACUCGGGCUCUUGUCGGUUCCAGGGCGCGCCCUACGACGCGCACACGACUGGGAUGACGGGCGCCAUCAGCUAUCAUCCGUAUGGCAGCGCGGCCUACCCGUACCAGCUCAAUGACCCAGCGUACCGCAAGAACGCCACGCGGGAUGCCACGGCCACGCUCAAGGCCUGGCUCAACGAGCAUCGCAAGAACCCCUACCCCACCAAGGGCGAGAAGAUCAUGCUGGCCAUCAUCACCAAGAUGACCCUCACGCAGGUCUCCACCUGGUUCGCCAACGCGCGCCGGCGCCUCAAGAAGGAGAACAAGAUGACGUGGGCCCCGAGGAACAAAAGCGAGGAUGAAGACGAGGAGGAGGGUGACGCAGCCAGGAGCAAGGAGAGUCUGGAUAAGUCGCAGGAGGGCACCGAGACAUCAGCGGAGGACGAAGGGAUCAGCCUGCACGUCGACUCGCUCACGGAUCACUCCUGCUCUGCGGAGUCGGACGGGGAGAAGCUGCCUUGCCGUGCCGGGGACCCCUUGUGCGAAUCGGGCUCAGAGUGCAAGGAUAAGUAUGACGACCUGGAGGACGACGAAGAGGACGAGGAGGAGGGCGAGCGGGACCUGGCGCCAUCCAAAGCGGUGACCUCGUCGCCGCUCACCGGCGUGGAGGCGCCGUUGCUGAGCCCUCCGCCCGAGGCCGCGCCCCGCGGUGGCGGUGGUGGCAAGACCCCCCUGGGCAGCCGGACGUCGCCGGGCGCACCGCAGCCCGCCAGCAAGCCCAAGCUGUGGUCUCUGGCCGAGAUCGCCACGUCGGACCUCAAGCAGCCAAGCGUGGGCCCGGGCUGCGCGCCGCCAGGGCUGCCCGCGGCCGCAGCGCCGGCCUCGUCGGGGGCGCCACCCGGAGGCUCUCCCUACCCCGCGUCCCCGCUGCUCGGCCGCCACCUCUACUACACAUCGCCCUUCUAUGGCAACUACACAAAUUACGGGAACUUGAACGCGGCGCUGCAGGGCCAGGGGCUCCUGCGGUACAACGCGGCGGCCGCGGGCCCAGGAGAGGCGCUGCACGCGGCGCCCAAGGCGGCCAGCGACGCGGGCAAGGCAGGCACGCAUCCGCUGGAGUCCCAUUACCGGCCCCCGGGCGGCAGCUAUGAGCCCAAGAAAGAUGCCAGUGAGGGCUGCACCGUGGUUGGUGGGGGCAUCCAGUCCUACCUAUAGAAGGGCCGUGUGUACAGCAAUACAAGUGGGAAAGAGGCCGAGCCCUUUCAGAUGACUCCUUUUUAUAAUGUGAUGAUGUUGGUGUGGAACUGAAAGAUUUGGGAUGAUUUGGUUUUUUCCUUGGUCCACAGGUAGGUGUCACAAUUGCUUUGGAAAAAAAAAAAGUCAGCAGGCCAUUCUUUCUUCCCAAGUUCAUAAAUACACAGACGUAAAAAGCCGCGCUCACCCGGACCGCAUCUUGUGCCACUGUAAAGGAAGGAGCCGCAGAGCACUGUCAACUCAGACUAACAGAACCGAACAGACUUUUGUUGGAUAGACGUGAAUUUGUUGGCAUAGUAUAGCUUCCCCAAUGUACGUGUGACUUUUGAAAACAAUCUUUUUUCUCAGGAUAUCUUGAAUUGAUCACUUCAUUGCCACGGUAUAUAUGCUAUAGGUGUGAUAGGAUUUACUGUAAAAUUUAUUUGUAAAAGAUGUACACAGUAGAAAUAAAACGUGAUUGAAGAACUUGAGUACUUAAAAAGUGGAAACAAAUUUGAUAUUUAUUUUUAUAAUGAUAUAAAGCUUCUAGUAAUUUAUGCAAGUUGUAUUGCAAUGGAAUCUAAACUUUUUGUAAAUAAAUUCUGCCUGGUUUUUAUUUGAACAUUGCUGGUUAUACAAUCUUUGUUGGUUGUUUAACAAUAAUUCUUUACUAAUUUAUAUCUUAAAUUGUAAAUAAAAACAGACUAGACUACA